Alternaria viburni is the source of this 1017-nucleotide messenger RNA. RefSeq lists its product as uncharacterized. Bases 1 to 1017 code for a protein of 338 amino acids. Lineage: Eukaryota; Fungi; Ascomycota; Dothideomycetes; Pleosporales; Pleosporaceae. The transcript is spliced from 2 exons. The record is from RefSeq and is a predicted model, not a curated record. Gene Ontology annotation, biological process: carboxylic acid metabolic process. Gene Ontology annotation, molecular function: oxidoreductase activity, acting on the CH-OH group of donors, NAD or NADP as acceptor.
AUGACGUACUUCAAUAUCUUGUACUACCAGAUUACAGAAGAAGAAAGAACUCUGAACCCACCGAAUAUCCCCGUCAACUACCAACUCCCCCCCACCUCUCCAUUUCAGUCAAUUGUUCUACAAUCCCAUAACCUACCACCCAGCAUGUCAGACCCGAAGAACACCUCCUCCAUCGCCAUCCUCGGCGCCGGCGAUGUAGGCGCCACAAUCGCAUACAGCCUCAUCAUGAACCCCGUCGCCGGUGACAUCCUGCUUGUCGAUCCCAAGGAAGAAGUGCGAGACGCUCAAGUUGCUGACCUUUCCGAUGCGACCUUCCACGGCAACACCAGUACUAGGAUAAGAGCAGGCACGCACAAAGAAGCCGGACAGUGCGAUAUCGUCGUCAUCGCUGCCGGUGCGAAGCAGAAGAAGGGCGAGAGCAGAACGGAUCUAAUCGGCCGCAAUAAGUCCAUUCUUGAGUCCGCAAUAUCAGAUAUGAAGCCGUUUCGCGAGGAUACUGUACUGUUGUUGGUCGCCAACCCCGUCGACGUACUCACCUACUUUGCCCAACAAUACUCUGGUCUCCCUAAAUCCCAGGUCAUCGGCAGCGGUACCUUCCUCGACUCUGCGCGCCUCCGCGGUAUUCUCGCUUCCAAGGCUGAAGUCGCCGCGUCUAGCAUCGAAGCGUACGUCUUGGGGGAGCAUGGUGAGAGUCAGUUUGUUGCCUGGAGUCUUGCUUCCAUCGGCGGCGUCCCGUUGUCUUCUGCGUUAUCUUCCAAGCAAUCAGGCGCGUUGGACAAGAACGGCAUCGCGGAGGAGACGAAGAACAAAGCCACUUCCAUCAUCGAGAACAAGGGUGCGACGAACUACGGCAUCGGCGGCGUUGCAGCAUCGAUAUGUAAAUCCAUCAUCUUCGAUGAGAAAAUUGUGAGGCCGGUUAGUACGUAUCAGGAAGAUUUGGAGAUGCCGUUGGAUUCAGAGGAGAAGGCGAAGUUGGAAAGCAGUGCGAAAGCGCUGAAAGAGGUGAUUGAGGCGUGA